This is a messenger RNA of Drepanopeziza brunnea f. sp. 'multigermtubi' MB_m1, 639 nucleotides long. RefSeq lists its product as uncharacterized. The record is from RefSeq and is a predicted model, not a curated record. NCBI's taxonomy places the organism in Eukaryota, Fungi, Ascomycota, Leotiomycetes, Helotiales, Drepanopezizaceae.
AUGAUGCUACUAUCGCAAUAUACAAAAUUCUGCUCCAUCUUGCUGGCCGCAAGCGUUCUCUUAGGUGGAGCUCUCGCAGCCCAUCGUAGAGAAACCAUCGGCUUUCGAACAGUUUCUCAAAGCGAAGCCGUGCUUAUCAAUGAAUUUAAAAGGCCUAUCAAAAUUCUGCAAAAAGAUAUCGGAGUUGAAUUCGCCAAUAAAAUAGGAGAAGGCUAUUAUCUUAUAAACGUACCUGCUGGCUACCAGGCUCUCAAUGGCGAUUGGUAUUGCGUUGUCGAAGCGGAAAGCGGAAAGAUGGAGGAUGCACGCAAAGUUUGGAUCCCAGCAUCUCACGAGUCAGUUACUCGGGAAGAUGGGACUGAAAAAGAUUUGUGGACCGGAGACGAAGAAGCUAUCGAGGAGUACAUCAAAGCAGUAGGAUUAAACCCGAGAAGAGCAUUACGCUUUUCAGAUGCCGACUCAUCCGGCUUUGAUGCGGCGCCUGAUAUAAAACAAAUGUUUAUCCCAAUUGGCAUGGUAAACAGAGUUGACUUGGGUUUAACGGCUAAGUGCUAUGAAACGGAAGAGGAGUUAAAGUAUUUUUUCAGCGAUGUUCUUGCUUGGACGGGUUGGGAAAUUACUAAUGAUCCUAGACAAUAA